AUGACUGCCGUGGCACCGUGGUCUCAUCCAUCUGCACAGCCGGGGCCACUGGGAGGAGACGCCAUGACCCACCUCACGGCUCUGCUCUGCCUCGGGCUGAGUCUGGGCACCAGAACUCACAUGCAUGCAGGGACCCUCCCCAAACCCACCCUCUGGGCUGAGCCAGACUCUGUGAUCACCUGGGGGAGCCCUGUGACUAUGUGGUGUCAGGGGACCCUGCAUGUCAAGGAGUACCGUUUCAUGAAAGAAGGAAGCCCACUGCCCCGCGUCCUGCAGAGCCCACUAGAGCCUGGGAACAAAGUCAUGUUUCCCCUCUCAUCCAUGACAGAGCACUAUGCAGAGCAAUAUCACUGUUACUAUCACAGCCCUGCUGGAUGGUCAGAGCGCAGUGACCCCCUGGAGCUGGUGGUGACAGGAUUCUAUGGUAAACCCACCCUCUCAGCCCUGCCGAGCCCUGUCGUGACCUCAGGAGGGAAGGUGACCCUCCAGUGUGGCUCACGGCUGAGAUUCAACGUGUUCAUUCUGACUCAGGACGGGGAGCACAAGCUCUCCUGGCAUCUUGAGUCACAUGAACACCCCCGCGGGCAGUUCAAGGCCCUGUUCCCUGUGGGCCCCGUGACCCCCAGCCACAGCUGGACGUUCAGGUGCUACGGCUAUCAGAGGAACGCCCCCCAGGUGUGGUCAGAAUCCAGCGACCCCCUGGAGCUCCUGGACUCAGGAGCAGCUGAGACCAUCAGCCCAACACCAAGCAAGUCAGACCCCACGAGUGCCCCACACCCCCAGGAUUACACAGUGGAGAAUCUCGUCCGCAUGGGCGUGGCUGGCUUGAUCCUGGUGGCCCUCGGGAUUCUGCUGUUUCAGGAUUGGCACAGCCAGAGAAGACACCAGGAUGCAGCCGGGAGGUAAACUCCAGAGACAACAACGCACCAUCCAGAGUGGGAGA
This is a messenger RNA of Propithecus coquereli (Coquerel's sifaka), 943 nucleotides long. RefSeq names its product leukocyte immunoglobulin-like receptor subfamily A member 5. Lineage: Eukaryota; Metazoa; Chordata; Mammalia; Primates; Indriidae. Gene Ontology annotation, molecular function: inhibitory MHC class I receptor activity. The record is from RefSeq and is a predicted model, not a curated record. Gene Ontology annotation, biological process: cytokine-mediated signaling pathway.